Ostertagia ostertagi is the source of this 453-nucleotide messenger RNA. The record is from the annotation of a GenBank genome assembly. Lineage: Eukaryota; Metazoa; Nematoda; Chromadorea; Rhabditida; Trichostrongylidae.
GAUAUUACCGAACAGAAAAAGCUAUCCCACCAGUUGAUUGAACAGGAAGUGCAGAAGCAAAAACAACUGGUAAAGGCCGCUAUUGACGCCCAGGAAAAUGAGCGAAAGGAAAUUGGCAGGGAACUGCAUGAUAAUAUCAGCCAGCACAUCACCACCACCCGGCUUUACCUGGAAGUAGCGAUGGAGAAAGCGGAAGGUGAUGUGCUGUCAAUGAUCAAACUUGCUCAUAAGGGCUUACAAAACACCGUGGUAGAGAUACGUCGGUUAUCACAAUCGCUGGUUCCACCUUCGCUGAGUGAUAUCGGUCUGGUGGAGUCGAUUGAAGACUUAUGUACACCGUUGAAGACAACGCAUGCAUUUGAAAUUGAAUUUGUCCAUGACCACUUCGAGGAAGCGAGGUUGACAGACAACAUGAAACUGAUGAUAUUUCGUAUUAUCCAGGAACAGGAGUAA